AUGGGGAUCCUGGAGAAGAUCUCCGAGAUCGAGAAGGAGAUCGCCCGCACGCAGAAGAAUAAGGCCACCGAGUACCACCUUGGUCUGCUGAAGGCCAAACUUGCCAAGUAUCGGGCCCAGCUCCUGGAACCAUCCAAAUCGUCCUCGUCCAAAGGAGAGGGCUUUGAUGUCAUGAAGUCAGGCGAUGCCCGUGUGGCACUGAUCGGAUUUCCCUCUGUGGGUAAGUCCACCUUCUUAAGUCUGAUGACCUCCACCGCCAGCGAGGCUGCAUCCUAUGAAUUCACAACCCUGACCUGCAUCCCUGGGGUCAUUGAAUACAAAGGCGCCAACAUCCAGCUCCUGGACCUCCCUGGAAUCAUCGAAGGCGCGGCACAAGGGAAAGGCCGUGGCCGGCAGGUGAUCGCUGUGGCCCGCACAGCUGACGUCGUCAUCAUGAUGCUGGACGCCACCAAGGGCGAGGUUCAGAGGUCUCUGCUGGAGAAGGAGCUGGAGUCGGUGGGCAUCCGCCUCAACAAGCACAAGCCUAACAUCUACUUCAAGCCCAAGAAAGGAGGCGGCAUCUCCUUCAACUCCACGGUCACGCUGACCCAGUGCUCAGAGAAGCUGGUGCAGUUGAUCCUGCACGAGUACAGCAUCCUCACCAGAAGGGUGCUCUUCCGAGAAGACUGCUCCCCAGACGAGUUCAUAGACGUGAUUGUGGGCAACCGCGUGUACAUGCCGUGCUUGUAUGUCUAUAACAAGAUUGACCAGAUCUCGAUGGAGGAAGUGGACCGCCUGGCCCGGAAACCCGACAGCGUGGUCAUCAGCUGCGGCAUGAAGCUGAACCUGGACUAUUUGCUGGAGAUGCUGUGGGAGUACCUGGCCCUGACCUGCAUCUACACCAAGAAGAGAGGCCAGAGGCCGGACUUCACGGACGCCAUCAUUCUCCGGAAGGGGGCCUCUGUGGAGCACGUGUGCCACCGCAUCCACCGGUCACUCGCCAGCCAGUUCAAGUAUGCGCUUGUGUGGGGCACCAGCACCAAGUACAGCCCGCAGCGGGUGGGCCUGACACACACCAUGGAGCACGAGGACGUCAUCCAGAUUGUCAAGAAGUAG
Molecule: messenger RNA, 1095 nt
Organism: Rangifer tarandus platyrhynchus (Svalbard reindeer)
Lineage: Eukaryota; Metazoa; Chordata; Mammalia; Artiodactyla; Cervidae
Source: the annotation of a GenBank genome assembly